Molecule: messenger RNA, 1218 nt
Organism: Zerene cesonia (dogface butterfly)
Lineage: Eukaryota; Metazoa; Arthropoda; Insecta; Lepidoptera; Pieridae
Product: carboxypeptidase B-like
Exons: 7
Coding region: 1-1218 (405 amino acids)
Biological process (GO): proteolysis
Molecular function (GO): metallocarboxypeptidase activity; zinc ion binding
Source: RefSeq, a predicted model, not a curated record
AUGGUUAAUAAUUGCUCCGUACAUGGCGUGGUUAUUAGUAACUAUGAAGAGCUUAACAUUCUCCAAGAAUUAGAACUGGAAUUGAAUCUAGAUGUGUGGCAACGUGGUCUGCCGGGCGUACGUGAUGCGGUCGUCAUGGUUACCCCAGAGAAUCGGCGGGAGUUCUUUAGUGAAUUGGAAAGCCAUAGUAUUCAAUAUUAUGUUCAGUUAGAAGACGUAGUUCAAGCGCUCGAAAAUCAUGAAGCCGACGUGAUCAAUUACAAAAUAAGAAGACGCAAUGGCGCGAUGCCAUUUAAUGACUACCCUCGUUACGCUGAGGUUGACGCCUACAUGGAGAGAAUAGCACGGGAACAUUCAAAUAUUGUGACCAUAGUGACAGCUGGUAACAGUUUUGAAGGGAGGCCCAUUAAAUACUUGAGGAUAUCAACAACUAACUUCAGAGAUACAAGCAAGCCCAUAUACUUCAUGGAUGCGGCGUUACACGCGAGGGAGUGGGUCACUACACCAGUCACUCUGUACUCCAUACACCGGCUUGUGGAAGAUCUGAGCUCGGAGGAGAGGGAUCUAUUGGAGGAUGUUGAUUGGAUUAUCCUGCCAAUCGCUAACCCGGAUGGAUAUGAGUAUUCACAUACUAAUGAGCGCCUCUGGCGCCGCACGCGCUCGUACCGUCCCGAGCUCAACGCCACAUGCUACGGUGUGGACGCCAAUCGGAACUUCGACGUGAACUUCAACACCGUAGGCGUGUCCCCAGACCCCUGUGCAAACACAUACCCCGGCCCACACGCCUUCUCCGAGCCAGAGACGCAGAUCAUUCGAGACAUCCUUCUAGAACAUUCUGGAAGGAUCCAGAUAUAUAUGAACAUUCACAGCUAUGGGAAUUACGUUUUGUACGGGUAUGGUAACGCGUCGCUGCCUGAUAAUGCAUUGGAGUUGCACUAUGUUGGAGCUGCUAUGGGCGCGGCGAUUGAUGCGAAGAAGUUGCCUCAAGCCUUGUAUUAUUCUGUGGGGAAUAGUAAUAUGGUGUUGUACCAGUCGUCUGGCAGCGCGCAGGAUUAUGGGCAGCUAUUCGUACCCUUUUCCUACACUCUGGAGUUACCCGGCUAUGCCUAUUGGUUCCAAGUACCACCAGAUUACAUUGAUCAAAUCAACACGGAAACCUGGGCCGGGAUUGUAGAAACGGCGCGUUUGUCCAAACUGUUCUAUAGAGCUUCAUUGUAA